Molecule: messenger RNA, 1951 nt
Organism: Lentinula edodes (shiitake mushroom)
Lineage: Eukaryota; Fungi; Basidiomycota; Agaricomycetes; Agaricales; Omphalotaceae
Exons: 10
Coding region: 363-1814 (483 amino acids)
Source: RefSeq, a predicted model, not a curated record
GAAAUCAGACGCGAACUGGUCAAUUCCGUUGUGAGGGGUGCACCAAGGGAUGAUGUGAGCGAGGACUUUGAAAUGGCAUGAUGUUGUAAGGCUUCUGUCUGAUCCUAUAGCUUCCUACAUCUUCCUAUAGUGAGAUUUGUUCUGGUAUUCAUGCGAUAUGCAACUUGAUCUCCUGCACACCGGUCCUACUUCGGAAAAGCUUGAUUCAUCACAUGCACUAGGAGUCAACAUGGUUUGUCCGCCCACACCAAUCAGCAUUUUUCCUUCUAGCUCAGAUGUUCAGGACUAUCUAUCAUAUAUUUUUCCUGUGAUUUAAAUGCCCUGUUAUGUUUUGCUUGUUGCCUUGAGUCUCCUUCGACAAGAUGUAUAUUCGUGGUUGCAAACGUGUCGACAUUAUCCUCUUUACUGUGACAUCUUUGUUCUCAUACAUCGCUGCGAUCACUAUCCCAACAACAGCACCUUCGACCGCCGCUACGAUUGAUAGCUCUCAAGUCGCUGUUUCACUAGAAUUUUUUGCUUUCCCUGGAUAUACAGAGCUGGUCUCUACAGGGACGUGUUUGGCAAACCUACAAGCAUUACGAGGUGCACCUGUUGCUGUUCGGAUCGGUGGUACAACUCAAGAUCGUGCGACCUAUGAUCCCUCCCUCACUACUGCAGUCAGCUAUACCGUGGCCAGUCCCACAGAUGCACCCACCUCACUCACGUUUGGGCCCUCCUUUUUCACUCUCGCUGCCAGCAACUUGAAAGGGAACGUCACCAUUGGACUCAAUCGGCAGCUCAACGACCAAGCCAAUACUCUAUCUGCUGCCGUACAAGCAAAGAACACCAUGCCAAAUUUGUACGCUAUCGAGCUUGGAAAUGAACCAGACUUAUAUGCAUCCACCUCUCCAAUCGUUCCUUCUUCUGGUUGGAGCCAAACCGCUGAUGCUGCAAGUGAAAAAAGUUGGUUCACCGCAAUUGCACCAUCUGUCGGAAACAUUUUUCAAGCUGCAGUGUAUCUCUCCUGGCGUACAGCAGCCACUAUCCCCCUUCUGGGCACCAGUAUCAGUAAUGUCAGGACCGUUUCUGAGCAUUCGUAUCCGCAGUCAGCAUGCGAUGGGGCGACUACGAACUUGCAAACACUUAUGAGUCACUCUGGAAUUGUAUCUUAUACGGCUGGCUUCAAGGACGAUGCAGCUUCUGCACAUGCGGCUGGUGUCAGAUACUUCCUCGGUGAAACUAACUCUGCCACCUGCGGUGGAGGGGGUAUCAGUCCUACUUUUGGAGCGGCGUUGUGGAUCGUAGACUACGUUCUCCAAGGAGCCCUCAAUGGGGUGGAACGGUCGUACUUUCAUCAGGGAACCAUCGGGGAUUGCCAAUACUGCUGGUGGGGUCGCUUCACAACUGGCGCGCCUUUCUAUGGAGCUUAUUUCGUGUCUCAGUUUCUUGGAACUGACGGAGCGAAACUCGAGAUACUCGACGACGGGACUGGGGCGGUAGCGUCGUAUGUGGUCUACAACUCUGCAGGCGUUGCAGUUCGUCUUUUAGUAUACAACUCCAACUACUACGACGGAACCGGCACACGAUCAAGCACGUCAGUCUCGUUCACAGGCGGAGGAAUACCUUCUAGUGGAACUGCAACUGCUCUGCGUCUCACUGGGCCCAAUGCAACCUCGCGAGUGGAUGAAGGUGGCAUAGUCACUAUUGGUGGUGGUGUAACGUUUGAUGGCGAUUGUAAUGCUAUUGGUACUCAAACCAGGGAAAAUGUGGUGGUAACGGGGGGAAGCUUGACAGUUGUUGUUCAGGCUUCCGAGGCUUUGAUUGUAUCUCUGUGAACGACCUUAGUACAGCUACUAUAGCACGUCAAUGCAGAACUACGUGAUUCAGACAUCAUCGACCACGGUGAAUGAUAACAAGUACUGUUACUUCAGCUUCAGUUCGAUAUAGGUGCAAGUGGGGUGGAGAGCCAAGA